AUGUAUGAUGAUAAUAAAAUUGACGAGGACAAUACGAGUGACUUACCCGAUCCUAAUAUGUAUCUACAAAUAUUAAUUAAAACAUCUAAAAUAGAUCAAAAACGUUUUGAAAAUGAAAUUGAUCAUUUACUUGAAUUAUCACGUACCCAUGAUAUGAAAUUGUGUACAAAUAUCAUUUUAGAGGCUUAUAAAUACGAUCAUUUUGAUAUAUUAGAAACAUUAUUAGAGAGAGAAGCAUAUUAUUCGGGUAUUCCAGGUUUAACAGGCUUACAUGCAGCAUCCGGUUAUAGUCUCUCAAAAAUUGUCAAAUAUUUAUUAGAGAAAAAACGCGUUGAUCCAAAUAUUGAAUGUACAUUUGUUAAAAAUGAUCAAUUAGCAGGUAUUACUCCGUUACAUUUUGCAUGUGGGAUUGGUCCAGAAUAUCUUGUACAAGAAACAACAGAAACUGUUCAUUAUUUAUUACAAUUCGGUGCUAAUGUUCAGAAAACAACAUCACGUCUUGAUUCAGCUUUACAUUGGGCAUCCAAAUUCGCAAAUGAAGAUGUUGUACGUUUACUAUUAGACUAUAAAGCCGACGUUAACGCAAUCAAUUGUCUCGAAUAUUCACCAUUAUCAGAAGCAUGUUUUUAUGGAAAUUUUGAUAUAUGCCGUUUAUUAGUCCAAUACGGUGCAAAUGUUAAUGUGAAACAAUGUGACGAUCGUUCUCCCUUACAUCUUGUUGCACGUGGUUUAUUGAGUGAACAUGAUGCAAUACGGACAAAUUACAAUUCUAUAAUUGUUAAAAAAUUAAGUGAUCGUCUAGAAAUUGUUAAAUUUCUUCAUGAAAAUGGUGCAAUAUUAAAUUGUUAUGAUAAAGAUGGUCUUACACCAUUAAUGUAUGCAUGUUCAAGUGGUAAUUAUCCACUUGUACAAUAUCUUGUUAAACAAUGUACAAAUUCAAAUUCAAAUAUGAUUAAUGAACGGUCAAAAACAGGUGAAACAUGUUUAAUGUAUGCAAUAGAAUCGGGCAAUUUAGAUACAAUUCAGUUACUACUAAAUAAUCAUGUCAGUAUUAAUGAUCAACAUGAACCAUCGUAUUUAACAGCGGCAUGUUUUUAUGGUUAUCCAGAUAUUGUCAAAAUAUUUGUCGAUCUCGGAUUAGAUGUAAAUGAAUUUGGUCAAAGUGUUGAUGGUGUUAUUUUUAAUCCAAUUUAUGCUUGUUGCCAUUCAGGCUCAGAUAAAUGUCUAGAAUUAUUAUUAGAUGCUAAUGCUAAAAUUGAUUGGCAAACGAGUCAAGGUACAACUUGUUUACAUGCAGCUUGUUAUUCGGAUAAAGCAUCUAUAAAAUUAGUCCAAUUAUUAUCUGAUUAUGCACAAUCAAAAUCAAUACCGUUUGAUUUAAAUUUAUCAACAGUAUCAGGUGAAACCCCGUUAUUAAUGGCAAUCGAACGAAAUGAUUAUGAUCUAAGUGAAUAUUUAUUGAGCAGAGGAGCUAAUCCAAAUAUGUCAAACAGAGAUGGUUGUUAUCCACUCCAUUUAGCUUGUUAUAACGGUCGACCGGAUAUUGUACUUCUAUUGUUAUCGUAUAAUGCUGAUAUUGAGUAUUCAAAUGCAAAUUAUCCACAUCCAUUAGUUAUUACAACAUAUAAACGUGAUCUAUUAUGUUCAAAAAUUUUAAUUGAAUCAACAAAAUGUUCUGAUCAUUCUGUACAUGAUGCAUUAAUCGAAGCAUUAGAAAAAAGUUUUGAUGAUUUAGUGACUGAAAUAAUUGAUAUUCGACCCUAUUUAAUACCGGAUGAUUUAAAAGAUAAAAUAACGUUAACAUUAACAGAAGAUAAAUUAAAUCGAAUGAAUUUAAAUGAUAAUGAUGACGAUGAUGGUGAUGAUGAUGGUGAUGGUAAUGGUGAUGAUGAUGAUGAUGAUGAUGAUGAUAAUGAUACUGAAGAGCAACAGAAUGAUGUAGAACAAGAAGAUGAAAGUAAAUAUGAACUGUCUACCAAUGAUAUUAGUAACAACAUUAGAAAGCGUCCACAAACAAUGGAUUAA
Didymodactylos carnosus is the source of this 2025-nucleotide messenger RNA. The record is from the annotation of a GenBank genome assembly. NCBI's taxonomy places the organism in Eukaryota, Metazoa, Rotifera, Eurotatoria, Philodinida, Philodinidae.